This is a messenger RNA of Carassius auratus (goldfish), 2658 nucleotides long. It is a transcript of the gene arxb, whose product is annotated as aristaless related homeobox b. Gene Ontology annotation, molecular function: DNA-binding transcription factor activity, RNA polymerase II-specific; RNA polymerase II transcription regulatory region sequence-specific DNA binding. Lineage: Eukaryota; Metazoa; Chordata; Actinopteri; Cypriniformes; Cyprinidae. The transcript is spliced from 5 exons. Bases 476 to 1702 code for a protein of 408 amino acids. The record is from RefSeq and is a predicted model, not a curated record. Gene Ontology annotation, biological process: regulation of transcription by RNA polymerase II.
AAUGUUUUGGUAAUUUUGUUCGAGGAUAAAUGAAUAGUUAUUUAACUGGUUAGUCAAUACAGGCAAUUAUAUAUUUUAAUAUGGUCUAUAUAUUAAUAUGCACUUACAAAAGUAGCCUAGAUAUAAUAAUGACAACAAUUAUCAAUAUUAAAUUAAAUUAAAUAAAUGUAUGCAUUUAGCAGACGCUUUUAUCCAAAGCGACUUACAGUGCAUUCAGGCUUUACCUAUAAUAGGCUAUAAAAUAUAAUAUGAAAUGUUUAGGCAAAAUGUAUAAAGUUAGAAUUGAUAAGUAUCUUUAAACUGAAUCGGACAUUCGGAGGCAGAGCCCUUCACUGCAGAACCAAUCAGAUGCUGAGGCUGAGUUUUGGAAGCUGAAUCAUCAGUACAAAGGUUGGCGUGCGCGAGCUUUUGCAAAGAUCAUUCAGCGAGAGCAAGGCGACGCGCGCCCAAUGGAUCACUGGUUUAUGUAGCCUUCAUGAAAGCCAGAGAUAUGAGCAGCGAAACAGAGGGGAAUAAUCCAGAUCAAACUAACUGCAAAUGUAAAUCAAAUACUCUGGGGUCCUCGUACUGCAUCGACAGUAUUCUAGGAAGGAAAAGUCCCUCAAAAGUUAAAGCAACACCAAACAGUUUGUGGCCCCUUCAACCAGACAUGCACCUGCCACCGAAGCUCCGCCGCCCCUUCGCCCCGCUGACAGACUCCUCCAUUCACUCAGAGCAGACUGAAGCAGGGGGUCCAAGACUGCUACACACCGCUUGUGAAAAAUUACAAAUUACAGAGGCCUCGCUCGUAAACACCAGUCGUGCUAUAUUGUAUCAGGAACACGCUUCUUUACAGUCAUGUAGAGACACAUCUCGUCCCACGCCUAGACCAGAGGAGAAAGAAACCGACAAUGAAAGACUCUGUAGAGAGACAACUGUGUCUCCGGGUCUGAAGGAACUGCGAGAACCAGAGGGAUAUUUAAAGAACAGUGAGGAAACUACUUUAUCAGCGGGAAGUGACGCUGAAGAUGGGGUGUUAAAACGAAAACAGAGGAGAUACCGGACCACAUUUACCGGCUAUCAGCUUGAGGAGCUGGAAAGAGCUUUUCAAAAGACUCAUUAUCCAGAUGUUUUCACAAGGGAGGAAUUAGCAAUGAGACUUGAUCUUACAGAAGCACGGGUGCAAGUCUGGUUCCAGAAUCGACGAGCAAAAUGGAGGAAAAGGGAAAAGGCGGGGGCCCAGUCACACACCCUGAGUCUACACUAUCCUGGAACCCCCCCUGCUGCACAGUCCUUGUGUCAUUACCUGAGUGGGAAUCCUUUUGUCCCAAACCCACAUCCAGCUAUUGAUUCAUCUUGGCCUGCUCCACUCCAAAGACUGGCUCAGCCUCCCCCAAACCCUGCCUCCCCUCUUGGCUUCAGUGCUCUGUUAGGGGCGGCCAUGUUUAGACAUCCCGCUUUCAUUAACCCCACUUUUGGAAGACUUUUUACAAGCAUAGGUCCAAUGGCACUGCAAAGGAUACCCCUUCCUGCCAUCGAGGGUCCAGUUCAACGCUCCCACCUCACCAACAACCUUCUCUCCUCUUCAUCACUCUUACCUUCUUCUCCAACGGUGGACCUCCGCACUUCCAGCAUAGCAGCACUGCGUCUCAAAGCAAAGGAGCAUUCUGCACAGCUGACUCACAUCACUGCUGCUGGAAUAACUGGAAAAGAGGAGUGCUAAGACUUACUCUCACUUGAGAGAUGUCAAAAGACCAAAGUCAAGCGGAAGCACUGAUAUCUGGAGAGUUAGGUGAUUAUUAAUAGAUACAUUAAUAGACGCGUGUAGUUUUUAGUCUCUGGAAGUUGAACUGUAGCAUUCUAAAGCUUUUUUUGUUUGUUUAAUGUUGGUUGUUAAUGAGUGCUGAAUGUUUUUUUUUCAUUUGUUGAAUGAUCUUUUUAGAUAAUUUCAUCCUGUUUUCAUUAGGAAAUGAAUAAAACAAUAAUCAAACAGCUAUAUAUAUGAACAAAUUACCAGGACAAGCUGCUUUUAAUCUGUUACACAUCCAACACUUUUUUAAAGGUUUGUUCUGUAACAGUAAAAGUUAUGUUUUACUCGACUUGUAUUUAUUCUGCAUCAUGCAAUAUUAGGAUUUUUUAUAAGGCUGCACUUUCUGUGUUCACAGGAUAGUACUAAAAUAGUUUAGGUUAUGUUGCCAUGCAUUACCAUGAGUUUAUUAUAUUUUAUUAAACCUACGAGACACCAUUCAGGGAAAUAAACAAAAUAUCCAUAUGCUUCUCUUGAUGAAUUAGGCAGGGAAAAUAAGAUAAUGUGAAAGUAAAAAAAAAACAGAAAUGUUUUGUGUUGUCUUAAAAUUCCUUAUGUAUUUAAUGCUUUAAAUAAAUGGACGAUGGACAGGUUACAAAAUUGAUAAUAGCUUAUUGUGUAAUUUCUGACAUUUUAAUAUGGAUUUUUAAAGUGCUUUUUUUAUUUUAUUUGUUAUUUUAUUGCAUCAUCUUAACUACAGCCAAAAGAAAACCAAGGAUUUUGUAUAAAAAAGCAUUUUCUAGCAACCUUUCUUUUACCACAAAAUAUAUAUUUCAACUUGUGCACUAAAUAUGCGUCUUUAGUUGGCAGAUGUAACUAAUCAAUGUUUUGGGAGCGUGACUGAAACAGAUUUUGCUCCAAAAAUUAUUGAC